Closterium sp. Yama58-4 is the source of this 1665-nucleotide messenger RNA. The record is from the annotation of a GenBank genome assembly. NCBI's taxonomy places the organism in Eukaryota, Viridiplantae, Streptophyta, Zygnematophyceae, Desmidiales, Closteriaceae.
AUGCUCGCGAUGAUGCGACUGCUGCAGAAGCAAAUGCCGAAAAAGAAAAAGGCGGGGAGUAGCAAGAGCAAGCCGAGUGAAUCCGCGGCGCCGCUGCUGAAUGGAAAGGGGUCCGCCAUGGAUCAGGAGCAGCUGCUCACUGUUCUCUCUAAAGCGCUCUCGACCAUGGAUUCCCACGACGACGAGCCCACGUCGACCCCCAAGCAGAAGCGCGCCAAGCUGAGCGCCGCUAGCGCAAAGCCCGCCUCUGCGCGCCAAAUGCCGCAGCUGGCGCGACCUAGCGCGGAAGCCCCCGCGCCCGCGCAACAGAAAGCGAAUGCUGGGGGAUACGGCGCGGAGGGCGGCGAGGAUACGAUACUGCAUUGUUUCAUGGAUCAGCUGCCGCAGAUCGACGGUCACCUGGACGCGAUGAUUGCGGCGGCAGAUGCGGCGGUUGACCCGCAGGAAGCGCAACCGUCACCGACGGAACACGUCAGCAGCAGCGCAGGGGCGAGCGCCAGAGGCUGCUCCGCGCAGCAGAACGAUGGCGCGGGAUCCGGCUCCCGGUUCCCACCGCCCAACACACCGCAUUUCUCGGCGCACGAGCGGCAGACGGGGUCCUGGGACGCCGUCAGCAGCAGCAGCAUGGAUAGCUCCGCUGCCGCCGCAGCCGCCGCUGCUGCCGCAGCGCUCGCAGUCAACUCGCGGAAGCGCAAGUCGGGGGAGGACGAGGGGGCGUGUGUAGGGGGAGAGGGGAACGGUGAGCAGGCGGCGAUCAGCAGCCGAUCCGCGUCAGAGGUGCGAUGGAACGGGAAUGGGCAGAUGCAGGAGUACCAACCGCUGUCGCUGCCACAGGCAACCAGCAAAGGCCCUGUGGUGGUGAGCAGGCAGCAGCUGCAGCAGGCUGCAUGCAAGCCGCCCCUUCUCUCGCUCCCUGCUGCCUGCCUCGCCGCUCCUGGUUCUGCGCCUCUCCUCCGCGCGCCCGUCUCGAAUGCGUCCGCCGCUUCCGCCCCGCCUCCCCCUGCCACCCCGCUCCGCAUGCUCACCGUCCCUAGUGACGUGUCUCCCACCGCAGCGCCCAUGGCGCGGUCGAACGUGAUGGACAGGUUCGGCAGUGUGGGGGAGGAUCUGUCAGCGGAGCAACCAUUGGGGUUCCCUGUGAGGUUCGGGAGCAAACGCAUGGAUGAUGGUUUCGCUGAUGGUGCUGGUAACAACACAGCUGGCAAUGGCAGUCACGGUUACAAUGAUGGCAGCAAUGGGUGCGAUGAUGGAGGCAUGGGAUACGAUGAUAUGGGCGGAGACGACAUGGACGACUGGAUGCCGCGCAGCCGCGGGCGCAAGGACCGGCAGGUGGCGGGCGGGCGCAUCAAGGCGCGGAGCAUGGCGGAGAGGCAGAGGCGGGAGAGGAUCAGCGAGGGCCUGCAGAAGCUGCGGAUGGCUGUGCGCGGGCAUGGGGACACGGCCACUAUGCUUGACAACGCUGUCUCAUACGUGCAGGCGCUGCAGAGGCGAGUGACAUCGUUGGAAACCAACAUGCUGCUGCACCAGGCGUCCUGUGGGGGCCUUGGUCAGGGUGGAGGCGCAAUGGGCGGUGGGAAUGGACCCAACUCCAAUAACAGGGGCCGCCAUGGUAAUGGCUUCAUCAACCCCUCCCAGUUUGGUUCUCUUUUUGGCUUGGACGUUUGA